UUAGCAUUCUUAUCUAAAACUUUGCAUAUAAAACCUUCAUACAUUUGUCAACCCUUCUCGUAUAUAUCCCAAAAGCAAUAGUCUGCAGGAAACAAAGGGAGAGGGAUGUCAGGCGAUUGGGGGCCAGUACUGGUGGCGGUGGUGCUGUUUGUGUUGUGUACACCAGGGCUGCUUUGUCAAGUGCCUGGAAACAAAAGAGCAGUGGAAUUUGCUAACUUUCAGACGAGUCCGAUCUCCAUUUUUGUUCACACGAUCAUAUUCUUUGGCCUAGUCGCCAUCUUUAUGAUAGCUAUUGGCAUUCACAUCUAUUCAGGGUAGAAUAGAAAUUAGACAACCCCCCUUCCUUGCUCCAUUUCAUGUUGCUUUACUUGUCUAGCAAGAGGGUAUAUAGCUACAUAUCGUCACUCAUAAAAAUGGCCGCAAAUCUUCAAAAUCUCCUAUCAUCGUUUGCAUUACUGUUGUUACCAAUCGAGUUUCUUCAUUCCCAUGAGAAGAUCUGUGAUGAUUUAUGGUUAUGUAAAUGAUUUUGUAUUUACUAUUUUACUAAUGGUGAAUGAGUGAAAUGGUAACAUA
Molecule: messenger RNA, 573 nt
Organism: Durio zibethinus
Lineage: Eukaryota; Viridiplantae; Streptophyta; Magnoliopsida; Malvales; Malvaceae
Source: RefSeq, a predicted model, not a curated record